AUGAAGGGCUGGCUCCAGGCACUCGGCUUAACUGCCUUGUUGGCAGGGCGGGCGCUUGCAAAUGAGGUUGAAUUGACACAGGAUGAGGCCCACAGACAGCGGUGUUCGGGGAUGUACAGUCGCAAAGCUUGGGGUGGAGAAGUUGAUCCGUUCAUAUUGACCAAAUUUAUAUCAGAAUCGGGUGGAGGAGAGGGCGACCCUCUAGUCAGCAUGGUGAUAUUUGAAUGGAGUGAUGAGUCCUUAAUUGGGAGACCCGUGUCCAACGACGCCGAGGUAUGCUCUGGAUGCCAGCAAGAGAUUGCCAGCAUGCUUAUAAGUACAUUACAGGAGAAAGAGACCAUCUGUGAUGAAGCCAGUGUUCGAGCGAACCUCUGUAAGCAAGACGAAAUAGGGUCCUUUAUCCUCGCUCCGAACGCAACCGAGACCUCGAAAUUCCCGAUUAUCUCCAAAGCGGUAAAUUUAAAUAAGCUCGAGGCGGUGAAAUACCCGGUCAAGAAAACGGGUUUCUACUGCGUGAGCACUUAUGCCUACUCUGGAAAGGGCUAUAGAGCGGUGGUCGAGUUUAGAAAUGCGUAUGGUGAACUACCCGCUGCGCAGAUCGCUAAACUGCCAUUCUAUGGGGGCUUGACAAUUGUCUACGCGGUUAUUGGAAUAUUCUGGGCUUUCCUCUACGUGCAAAACCGUCAUGAUAUUUUGCCCGUGCAAAAUUAUAUCACCGCUAUAUUAGUCUUUUUGAUUGUCGAACAGUUGAUGACUUGGGGUUUCUAUGACUAUCAAAACCGUAACGGCUUAAAUCUGGGAGCGAAAGCAUUGAUGGUUAUUGUCGCUGUUCUCAAUGCAGGACGGAAUGCCUUCUCAUUCUUCCUUCUUAUCAUUGUCUGCAUGGGUUAUGGUGUUGUCAAGCCCUCUCUUGGUCGCACCAUGGUUUACGUGCGCAUUCUCGCUAUAGCCCACUUUGUUUUCGCCGUGAUUUAUGCUGUGGCAAGCUUGUCGAUAACCCCUGAUAGCGCUGGACCGCUUGUUCUCCUGAUUGUGCUUCCACUUGCGGGCACAUUGACAGCGUUCUAUGUGUGGACGUUGAACUCGCUGAAUGCGACUAUGAAAGACCUGGUUGACAGGAAGCAGAAGGUCAAAGCGAUGAUGUACAAGAAGUUGUGGUGGUGUAUCCUGGGCAGCAUUAUGGUGAUAUUCGGCUUCUUCUUCAUCAACUCGAUUGUCUUUGCGGGUCGCAGCGACGCGAGCUUUGUGCCGGACCACUGGAAGACCAGGUGGUUUGUGCUGGACGGCUGGCUAAAUAUAGUUUACUUGUUUGACAUUGCGUUCGUUGCCUAUCUAUGGAGACCUACCGCCAACAACAGACGCUUCGCUAUGAGUGACGAGCUUGCGCAAGACGACGAUGGAUUUGAGAUCCGGUCCUUUGGUAGUGCAUUGGACGAAGAAGACGUCCUCGCUGAUGCAGAGGGACACCACGGCUCCGAGCAGCGCCGGGACCUAUCGCCUGUGCCUCCUAAACCUGUUCCUUCUGCGCCGCGCCACCGGGAGUCUCUCGAUGGAGAGACGAUCUUCGCUGUUGGCGAAGAUGGUGAUAAAUGGUCGGAUGAUGACGAAUCACCCCGCAACUCCGGCGAGCGACAGCGGCUUACUAGCAAGGAUUAG
Messenger RNA from Aspergillus tanneri, 1656 nucleotides. Its product is annotated as putative integral membrane protein (Ptm1). The coding region runs from base 1 to 1656 and encodes 551 amino acids. Gene Ontology annotation, biological process: retrograde transport, endosome to Golgi. The record is from RefSeq and is a predicted model, not a curated record. The transcript has 6 exons. NCBI's taxonomy places the organism in Eukaryota, Fungi, Ascomycota, Eurotiomycetes, Eurotiales, Aspergillaceae. Gene Ontology annotation, cellular component: Golgi apparatus; membrane.